Messenger RNA from Teleopsis dalmanni, 795 nucleotides. Its product is annotated as jerky protein homolog-like. The record is from RefSeq and is a predicted model, not a curated record. Gene Ontology annotation, molecular function: nucleic acid binding. The transcript has a single exon. NCBI's taxonomy places the organism in Eukaryota, Metazoa, Arthropoda, Insecta, Diptera, Diopsidae. The coding region runs from base 124 to 795 and encodes 223 amino acids.
UUGAAGGUUCGCAAAUUUUCUGUUGAAAAUAAUUUACCACCAAAGGCAUUGUUGCUAAUAGACAACUGCACGGCACAUAAGCCAAUUGACAGGCUGAAGUCUGACGAUGGAAACAUUGUAGCCAUGCAUCUACCACCGAACGUAACAGCGGCUUUGCAGCCAAUGGAUCAAAAUCCCAUAAGAUUGGUUAAAUUAGGAUAUCGCUCCAAAUUGUUAUGCAACAUUGCCGCGCAAGAAAACGUUCUGGUGGAAAAUAUUUUGAAGGCACAUUCAAUUUGUGACGCCAUAUCGCUACUUAAUUCAGCAUGGGAAGAAUUGCCGCAAUCAAUUCUUAUAAAAGCGUGGAAUAAGAUAAAAAAGUGGGAUGAUGAUCAAUACGAUAGUGAAGAUGAUCUUCCGUUGUCCAAAUUUAUUAAAGCAAACGAUGUUUACGACGAUACAGUUCGAGAAGUUCAAUCGUUAAUGUUGAAAGUGGGAAAUAAUCUUAACAUCAGCAUUGACGAUAUAGAAAAUUGGAACAAGGAUGAAAUUACGGAAGAUAUGGAACAUUUCGAAGUGUGUGAUAGUGACAAUGAUGAUUCAAUUACCGAGGAAGAUAUUCAACAACCGAAAGUGAGUUUCUCGAAAGCAGUUGAAAGCAUCAAUACCUUGAUAAAAUGGUCCAAAGACAACAACGAUGCAAAUCAGGUGGCAGACCUUAUCAGUAUGCGCACAAAAAUGGUCAAGAAUUAUUACACCAAAGAAAAAAAACAAACAACUCUCGACUGCUUUUUUAAACCACCUGGUACAAAUUAA